Messenger RNA from Pocillopora meandrina, 14143 nucleotides. The record is from the annotation of a GenBank genome assembly. Lineage: Eukaryota; Metazoa; Cnidaria; Anthozoa; Scleractinia; Pocilloporidae.
AUGAAGAAAGCAACUGUCAUUGGUAUUUUAUGUCUCGUGUUGCUACAAUUUUUGCAAACAGCAAGUUCCGAAGGUAGGAUAAUAAACACAGUCCAAAAUAUUAUCACAUUUAGGUCCUGUCGUAAUUGAUUCGUAAAUUUUUUCAACAUACGAAUCUGGUCGACUUGAAUUUAAUCAAAAUUCACUUGCUAGGAGAUGGGGAAGGUAGGAGAAUUCCUUUUAUGUCGUAGUUGUAAAGCACUCGUUUUUUUCCCAUUUCAGAAAUAGUCCCAGCUUGAUAACUUCUUACAUUACCAAAAAUAUCUCAGUAUAUGUGACUUUGUGGUAACAAUUUGUGGUAACAAUUACGCUGUCUCCAUCGUGUGUGAAAAGCUUAAGAAGAAAAUGCAGAGCAUGAAUACUCACAACACUUUCUCAUUUUUACAUUUAGACAUAAACGUGGCUUACAAAAGACCAGUACAAACCAAUUUGAGAAGCCAUCAAUCUUACGGAUACGCUCAUGAAGCGGUGGACGACAGUAAAUUCGGCAUGAAAGAAACCUGCUUUGAAAGUUUAAGAAAGUUCAAAAACCCUUGGUUGCAAAUCGAUUUAGGGAAGAAUCUAUGGGUGGAAAACGUUCGCAUCAAGAGUAAAAAAGAUCUAUCAAACAUUGACAUUAGAAUAGGUAAGAGACCAUUCAGAUAUGCAUAGAUGUCUUCGAACUGUUUUAGAGUGAAAAUUCAAAGAAUGUUCAUACCACACGUAACUGUUGCGGUUUCAAAGGUUCCCUAAUCUUAGCCACCCAAGGUUUGUGAUAAACUAUUGAUAAAUCAAUGAAAAAACGAAUCAAAAUACAGAAAGAAAAAAGAUUCAUAAAUGGAAUGGAUGAGCCAUGGCUACAGCUUAAAUUAUACGUUUUUAUAGGGAAUACAGAUGCUGAUCUUACGUCCAACCCAUUGUGUCUCAAAAGUCGUCGCAUCCCGAAAUUUACGCGCACCUCGUUCAGUUGUGCUGAGCCAAUGCUGGGAAGAUAUGUCUUUAUUGCAGCAAAAGACUACUUCCAACUAUGUGACGUACAGGUCUUCUUGAAUGGUAAGUGCCACCAGAAUUUUGUAAUUGCAGCUGAAUGUGUAAAUUCUCUCCUAUCAAUUCACAUCUACACUAGUAUAGUUUUGUUAUUCAUCUUUAGCUGAUGCAAUGGACAAAAACAUAAAGUACCUUGUUAAUAACAAUGGGAACGAUAAAGAGAUGCUGGAGCAAGGACAAUAUAAGUUUAGAGAUCAUUCACCACACGAGGUCUCCGCUGAGAUCAGUUUGUCGAAUCCUCGUCGGAAUGUAAGAGUGGAUAGGAAAGACCUCGUCAUCGAUCUUCCACCAAGAACAGGAAGCCUCACUUUUAACGCUGCAGUACUGAUCCCUGUGAAGCGGAGUAGAGACAGCCGUACGGAUAAAUGUGAGUCAAAUGGAGGCAAAAGUGAACAAAAGUACAUCAGUGGAGCUGUUGACAGGGCUCAAGGCAGCGAAGUGGUCACGGUCAAAACUCAUUACAAAAGUAAGCGAACCAUUGCAUUUCCCUUAUUCCCUAGACGACUGGUCAAUGUGUAGUAUUGGGCAAGACGCUUUACUCCCAUACUGCCCCUAUCCACCCAGGGGUAUAAAUAGAUACCGGCGAAUUGUCAGGGAGAUUGAAAUGCCGGGGGGUAACCCCGUGAUGGACCAACAUUCCUAUCCAAAGGGGAUUAAUAAUACUUAUAGUAGUUUUCAUACCAUAUAGAAACCGGGAUAAGCUCCAGCUGGGUGGGCCACUAAGCUCGAGUAAAGACUUCCUCUACCUUCUAUUGUUUGCUGAUCCUAAUGAUGAAGUAAGAAAAUUUUUGUUCAAUAGUGGAGAGAACGUGACAGUUAAUUGAUAGGGGCAAGCAGGAAGGAGGGGACAGGGAGGUUGAUAUCACCCUAAAAGAUGUCUCUAGGUACGAGCCAUGCUGACAUGUGACGUUGUUUUUGUUAGUUUAAUUGAUCAAAAGGGUAUCCAAAAGACUAUUGCAUAGCCCUUUUUUAGAUACACAAUACAUAUAAUGACAUCUCUACGACUUAUUGCACCGUUAUUCCUUACCAGCUUUGUUCUGUUUGCUGGCGCUUUUCAAGAGGGGGGGGGGUUUCAUCAAUAUCACUAAUCAACCAUCGUUCCGUUUUCAAUCAACUCUAGAUCUGAUAGCAUGGUUAACUUUGUUCCAUAUCUAUAACGUUUCAAUAGCUUUGUUAGAAAAGAAGAAAAAACAUACUUUCCGAUGUAGCAGAGAUGAUGUGCGCAUUAAAGGUAAAUGUACUUAGAGAUAAGUAAAUCAAUGUGUUAAAUAGCAACCGCUUUUCUUUUCUAUUUUGAUUCAACAUAUCUAAGCAAACAUCUGGAUCCACGGACAUCGAUCAUUUGAUUCCGGAUUGCGGAUCCAUGUAUAACACAGUCGAACUACCCUCUGUGGGUGACUAAUUUGCUUCUGACUAUAGAACUUUGAGACCGCUAAAUAUUUUUCUUUUUUUUCGCUAAGUAUGCCUUAAUCCAAAUUUUAAUCCAAAUACAUAGUUAGCUGGUCGAAUGUUGACUUUGUUCUUGUUUUCAUAGUUGUUUUUCCAUAUCGUAGACUUCAAGAAUGGUAGGCAAGCGAGUGAGUCAGAUAUUCAUGUCGUUUGUUCUUCACAGGUGACAUUUGUCAGUUGAAAAACAAAUGUGGCGACUUACAUGGAUCAAAAUGUGACACGAAAUUCAUAAGUCCGCUGUUUCCUCCUGGCUCUUACUACUGCAAGUGUAAUCCUGGUUUUGUCUCAUCGAGUUCUACAAAACUUCCCAUUGAUAACUAUGUAUUACCUGGAGAGAAAUGCAUUAAAGGUGAAAAAGGAAGCUAAUAGAUAAUAGCAAUAACCAACAUCGCCAUCAUCACAAUAAUGAUGAUAAUUAUAGAAAUCAUAAUAAUAACAAUAAUAAAAAGCAGUUUCACACGAGUUUCGGAAAACUCAAACCAAAGUAAUCACAAAAGCCAAUCGGAGCGAAAGACGACAUCACCAUAAGCCAAUAAGUCAAUUAGAGCUCAAAGUAAAAACAAGCAAACUGCAUAAAACGCGGGGAAACCCGAGUGUUCAAACUAAGACUGGUUCUAGUUUUGUAUCUGAUUGAUUAAGAGUGUGUCCACGAAAGCACCGGGUAGUCGUGCUACAUGCCAUCUCACCGAUUUCAAUGAAACUUUGUCAGUUUAAAGGGUCUACCCAAAACUCAAAAAUACAAAGUGGUUUCUGUUUUGGUUUUUUUCCGGGGGGAGAUAGACCACCCCCGGUUUUUCUUGGUUUUCUCCAAGGAAAUCGCUUCAAAAUAGGUAAAAUGUACGAAGCUCUCACUGCGAUGGUAUUUAACUAAUUACUCUGAGGGUUUGCACAAAUAUUAUUACAUCCUUAGUAAAUGUCUGACACAAGUAUCAGUCAAUUGAUUUAAGGCUUUUCAAUCAACAGAAGCAAAUAAACGACUGUGCUUUUAGACUUUCGAUACAUCCAAAUAUUUGACAACUUUGAGGUCAAAUAUCUCCCCUUGUCAGAGAGCUACAACACUAAUCUUAAUUCCCCUUUAUAAUCCAUCAUUUCAUCUUUGAACACCAUCAGAAAAAUAUUUGGGUACUGUCGUAUUUUUGUCUUGGAUGCCAUUUUAAAAUCUACGACACCUGUCAAGCAGUUCUAUAAUGAUGAUAAACAAUAAAAUUACAGACUUACGAAUAUUUUGUUCUGUACAACAGCCCUAUUUGCUGAUUUUAGCCAACCUCCAAAGUAAUAAACGACAUAAGAAAGAAACGCCACAAUUUUCCCAUCGAUUUUUCGCCUACAUGCAUCUCUCUAAACAUGAAAUUUUUCAUUCCUACGAAAAAUCUCGAAACUUUUUCGAAUUUUUUAGCUUUCUUGAUCAAUCAUCUUGUAUGAAGAGCAAAAAAAUGUAGGUUUAUUUGGUCAAGUGACCGGCUAGGGCCAGAAUUGCGUGACAGGUGUAGUUGAAAGAAACUUAUGACAGUCGCAGAUUUUUAAAGGCACCAGAGACAAAAAUGCGGUAGUGCCCAAAGAUUUUUUUGACGGUUUUCAGAGAUGAAAUGAUGGAUUAUAAAGGGGAAAUAAGAUUAGUGUUGUAGCUUUCUGGCAAGGGGAGAUAUUUGACCUCAAAGUUGUCAAAUAUUUGGAUAAAUCGAAAACUCUAAAAUCAUAGUCGUUUAUUUGCCCCCUGUUGAUUGACAAGCCGUAAAUCAAAUUGACUGAUACUUGUGUCAGAAAUUUACUAAGGAUGUAAUAAUAUGUGUGCAAACUCUCAGAGUAAUUUGUUAAAUACCAUCGCAGUGAGAGCUUCAUACAUUUUACCUAUUUUGAGGCGAUUUCCUUGGUGAAAACCGAGAAAAACCUAGAAAAACCGGGGGGUGGUCUAUCUCCCCCCGGAAAAAAACCAAAACAGAAGCCACUUUGUCUUUUAAAGUUUUGGGGUAGACCCUUUAAACUGGCAAAGUUUCAUUGAAAUCGGUGAGACGACAUGUAGCACGACUGCCCGGUGCUCUCGUGGACACAUUCUUAGGAACGUGGCGCGAGUUUUCUGGACCAAUCAAAGAGCAAAGUCAAACAAAACCAAAGUAAACAUGGUUUGUUUUCUACACUUAAUGGAAAACUAAAUUAGUUGCACUAGGAUGUAAUUGACUUCGCCUAAUUCUGUCAUCAGGACGGCCACCACAGAUAUGGCAUAGCAAACAGAAUCUUGCCUUACUGAAAAAAGUGAUUGCUUCCUCGACCGACAAUCUUGAAGGAUGUGAAAAGGAGAAAUGUAAACACAAAGAGGCUUUUCCUCGGUUUGUAGUGGAUGGCAAUCCUAGGACGUGUUUCAGGUCCCACACAGAAGACAAACCUUGUCUGAUUGUGUAUCUUGGUGACUUACAACCUGUGUCUUUGGUUCGAAUUCAGUCUGCAGAGAAGCAAACUAAAAAAAGAAACACCGGCCUGAAAGACGUGGGCAUUUUCGUAGGUAUGACAACACCUGGGUUCAGGAUAAUAUUUAAAUGCAAACACGAUGGGAGUAAAGCACAUCCCGGCACAAGACGCAAAAGAAUAAAAUUGUCAGUAGGUGGGACUGGCUAAUCAAGAAAAUAUGUCUCUGAAGCGGCCAACAGAUAUGUUAGCAUUGGAUAAUCUUUAACAGGAACAUGCCUAGCUGACAGCCGUUACGAAAAAAAAAAUAUGAACGAUGGUGGUAUAAUUAAACUCUAAACUAAAAUUGUCGAAUGGCAAUCACUUUGAAGUAUAUCGUUCUUCACUCUCUAAUUUAGCAUUUCAUUUUGUACAAACUGUUGAAACUCUUUUUCGUAAUUUCUCUGCCAUCUUUUUUCCCUGCUUUUCUUUAUGGAAUACUGUUGUUUGUUAAGGUGACAGGAAUCAUUUCAUGAAAUGCGCCUUUGAGGAAUUGCUAAUUGACGGCAAAGAGACGAGCUAUGGAUGUAGCUCAGAACCCUAUGUCUUUGGAAAUUCUGUCAAGAUAACUACUAAAGCCCCAGUACUGCGAUUAUGUGAAGUUGAAGUGUACGCUAACUCAUAUGGUAAGAACCACAGUUGACAUAUUCUUUUUUAAGCUUUAAAUAGCGACGGCCAUGGCAAUCAAUUGAAGCAGAUCAUCUCUGAUUUUGACAACACUUCAGUGUUGCUAAGGGUAGCACGAAUUGCUUUCAAGAACUGACUUUGGAAGCUUGGUUUAUCAACCAAUGAACGCAUUCCUCCUAACAGAUGUUAACAACUACAUACAUAAUGCACUUAAUCAUUAACGAUGUUGAAGUGACCAACUAACUAAUCACAACCGAAUUAUGCUCCCUAGGUCAUACUAACUGCAUAGACUUAAACAGACUAGCAACUCUUCAACUGACUCGAAUCAUGAAUCUUACACGUAGGAUGUCAAAAAGUUUAUCAUUGUACCAUAUUUAAUUGAUUAAACGUCACGGCGUUUAUUAAAUUUUUCGUGAUAUGAGUGCUGCUUUAAUUGGAGGGCGGCGUUUAUUUAAAAUCCAAUUCAUUUCUUGCCAACAAUAGUAUGGUAACUGCCCAUUAUCAUUUAAAAAACAAAAACAUGUUUUAGUACUUGUCAUUUUCUAUAUCGUUUUCAGUUUCACAAUUUGUUUGUUAAUACUAAUGCAAUACAUAAAGGGAAUAAAGUUCACUCAAUUUCAAUGUCACUGUCCUCUCCAUGAAACGAGUUCAAAAGAUGUAACGUCGGAUAUGCUUCCUCAACAUCAGAACUGGUACAUUUAAGGGCUGUCCUUCCUUGAGGCAGUGAACCCUUAUCGUCUUUCGACCCGUCCACGAGAAGAUUCAACGUGCAGUUUAAGAGAGAGUUUUUGUUUACCUCUGUGGGUAGGUUGCCAAAGAAUCAAGAAUCCACAGCAAUUUUUUCUUUCUCGAGGUUGCUUUCAAAUUUCCAGCAGCUGUUUCUUUGUGAAUUCCCGGGGUACUCAGCCAUUCAUCAUACUUUUCGGUGCAAGCGGCCUUGAACAGCUUGUUCCAGCAAACAUCUGGUGCCUGGAUGUACCUGGAUAUACUUUCUUCGAUGUAACACUCGAAGGAGUCCCAGGUUAAUAGCGAUCAACCACCUACCUGUAUAUCAUUGCCAUAGUAGUCUGCUGUGUGCUUUUUGAGUCUAUUAUUCGAAUAAACGGCGCGUGAUGACGCGGCGUUCAUUCGAGGGCGACGUUUUACGAUAUUUCUGCUCUAAAAUGCGGCGGUUAUUCGAAGGUGGUGGUUAUUCGAGGGCGGCGUUUAAUCGAAUUAAUAGUUCAUUUUUGGGUGACCUAUACCCAUUAAACCACGCAAUUAAAUGUUAGUGAUCUUUUCAAGACAUUUGCUGAAUGAAGAGACCUCUCUGAGGUCUGUGAUUUGCUGCCAUGGUUUUUGUAUCCUACUCAUUUACUCUCGAUGUACAGGAAACAUCAUCGGAAAGAAGCAGAAGGCAUUUGGCCCUGCAGCGAGUCGUUUUGCUAUCGACGGAGAUGCAAGCACAUGUUUUAAAGCCAAAAACGGUAGGCAGCGGAACUGGAGGGUGAACCUUGGAAAAAAUGUUCGAGUGGCGCGUGUUUUCUUAUUAUUACACGCCAAAUUUCGAUGGAAAAGUACGUCAAUUGACAUCGGUAAGUUUUCCUCUUUCAUUACUCCUUCCUUUUCCUUUUCCUUUUUUUUUUUUGUAUCUUUUCCGUUGUUUUCCCGUUCGUUCUUUUUUUUUUAAUUGAUAGCUUCUAAAAGAGUAUGUAUUGUGUCCUAUUGGAGAGCUACAAGGGGCAUGACAUCAUCCAAGAUUGCCUUUGAGUUUAUCGUACUCGAUAUUGGAUGACUACUGAGCGAAAAAAAUAAAUAGACGAUGUCAAGAAUAGUAAAGUAAAAUUUAAGGGUCAAUUUCAUGCUUUUGAACCAUCCUUAUUCCCCAAGAAUUACGAAAACGAGGCAAAUCCGCUUAAAAAUUGUUCGACCUGCUUUUGCGCACAUAACUUUGAAAAUUGACGGAAUUCUUCAAUGUCUUAUUUUUUUUUUUAGAUACCAAAGUAUGCCUUAAUAUCAAUGUAUAUGGGGCGAGAAAAGGAAAUUACUUUGAUUGCGGUCACCCAGUUACUGGAGAUGACAUGGUCAUCAUGUGGCCAUCGAAGUAUAUAGAUUAUAUACAGCUCUGUGAAGUGGAGGUUUUCCAAACGAAGAUAAGUAAGAAUACGCUUUCAUCAUUGAUUUUUUUAUCAAGUUUCUCGGACAAAGUUUUAGACAGAGCUUUAUUGUUCGAUGAUUGUAUUGCUCACACUUAAAAGUUCAUUUCCUUUAGUUAACCUGGCAGGAAAGCGUCCUACAAAGUCCUCGACAAAUGAAAAGGAAUCAUACAGAGGCUGUGAUCAGAAACUUGGUGAGUACAGCAAUAUUAAAAAGAAAAAGACCGGGACAAAUUUACGUUAAGUUAAAAUAAUCUUAUGAUAAAUGUAUUUCACACUAAUCUGGCAUGAAAGAUAUUUCAGUUAGUCUUUUCAGCUUUUAUCUGUUGAAAAAAUUAUUAUUUAAAGACAUUUUUGUGUAACUUUACGAUUAACCACUGUUGCUGUUCCAUUUUAGACAAACCCUUCUCCACUGGGGUCGGAUCGCGUUCGAAACAAAUAAAAUGGUGGUCGGUUGAUUUAAUAGCAUUAUGCAAAAUCCAUCUGGUGCGCAUUGUGACUGCCUCAGGCUACAAACCGGAACACCUCAAGGGUUUAAAAAUUCAAGCUGGUAAGUAAACAUGGCUUUCUACCGCAAAUCCAUCAUCUUAAUAGCUUAUCCAUGAUUGCUUCCCUUUUCGGAAUUGGCAAUACAUGGAAGAGAUUAGGUUUAGCUUAUGAAUAAGUCAUUUUCCCGAGAAACUCGUCAGUUUGAAGCAGAUAUUAGGUUACUUUUAUCAUUAACAGAUGAUGGUGAAAAUGCUUUUGGGAAAGGACGUCAUGUGGCUAGUCUGGAUUCUCCAAAUGAAGAGCCUGUUCAGACCAUAAUUCUUCAAAAAAAUAUCAAAGCAAGGUUUGUUACCCUUGCUCUUCACAAGGAACGUCUAGAACUUCAGUUCCGUGAAGUGGAAAUCUACAAUGGUCCUUUGUUAGGUAACGAUAUAGCAUCCUUGGUUGCGAUAAAUUUAUGCUUCUUUAAAACUCAUUUGCUCAAUUGUCCUCGAAAUUUAUCUCUGCAGAGAACUCACGGCUCCACACCUAAAAUAUAGAUACCAUUUUGACAACAAGCCUAAGGCUAUAAUUCCAAUUGGAAGCCAAGAUUUUCACUUGAACAAGUGUUCAACUUCAGGGCCAACCCUGUAAUUCAGUUAGUUUUCUACAUGUUGCAGAGAUCCAGCAACAAGCAGAAAUUUAGUUCUACUUUACCACAGAUGCAUUCAAAAGGAACUCUUAUAAUAUAUUAGACUAUUGAUCUUUAAGCAAUUUACCACACACUUUUAAAGGGGUAAUUCCUUUGAUCAGGGCCCAGUCGUUCGAAGGUUGAUUACUGCUUACUCAGAGUUAAAUUUUAAUCCGGAUUUCUUUAUAAUUUUGUUCAACCACCUCUCUCGGAUAAUUUCCUCUACUCUUCGAAAGACAUUCAAUCAUCAAAUUGUAGACAAAAAGAAAUGUACUGACUUUGAACAACCUGACCCAGAGGAAUUUCAUUUUAAUAUUCCACUGAAAUUUUUUUUCCAAGCUAUUGAUGAUUGUAAAAGACCUGACAUUUGUCCAAACAACUUAAAAUGUGUAAAUGGGAAGAAAUCCUAUAAAUGUGUGUGCCCUGAUGGAUUCAGAAAGGUUGGAUCAAACAAAUGUGAAGGUAAUUUUCUUACUCUGUUAUUAUUAUGAUGAUGAUUAUUACUGAUUAUUAAUAUUAUUACUAAUACAAGUAUUAGUAUCAUUAUCAUUAUUUUGAUUUCCCAAAAACAGGUAUAUAAAAUUUUAUAGAGGAUGUCUUAUGCAUGAUAUUCAAUUUAUUUGCUUUAUUCGCACGGUAAAGAAUCCCGAAAUCUGAUUGGUUCUUUGCGUGGUUCAGAUUUUCCGUACUCUACCAAAAGGCACAUUGAGUAACGCUUUUGUGAGUCGCCGAGAACAUUCCUAGGUUCUUUGCUAUUUCCGUAAAGAUGUCAGUUUCAAGCCGAUAAAUAACUUAAAAAUUAUUUCCCCAAUGAUGGGUUGACAUGCCGUCUAAAAAACAGUUUGUAAUGUCACAAUCUUUCACAUAGAAUACCUCGAAAAGUUAGAAACUUGAGGUAUUUGAUUACCAUUAGAUAUAUCAAUGUAACUUUUAUUUAUUUAAUUCCUGAAUUCUCCAAAACAAUUUUUUCAUUGUAAAGGUUGAGCAAAGUUUUGACUUGCACAACAAGUACACUUUCAGUAAGUCUUUGCGAGUCCGUUGAAUUUGGACAAUUGUACCAUAAAUAACACAACAGAAACAGAAAAAAUUAAAUGGAUAAAGCUGCAUUGAAUCCCCCGAGUUUUUUUCUGUGCAAGAAAGAACAGUUUUUAAACACGUUCUUGCAGCGAACAAACAAACAAACAAACUCUCACAACUUCAAAACACUCAGUUAAAUUUACUUACUGUGAAUUUUCGCGCCGUUUAAAAGUGAACAGAGGCAAAUCGUUGAAUAUUAAUUGUCGAUGGAAGUGAAAAAUUAUUUUUGUAAGAACAAUGAAGAGAAAAUCGUCGUAAUACCCAUGUAACUCGAGAUUGUUUUCCAAACCACAAGUGCUGUUCAUUCAACAGUUGACUGAGCUCUUUGUUUUGCUAUGCCCUUUCUAAUUGACAAGUGUCAGAUUUUGAGAGAGACUUAGGAAAAAAAUAUGUCAACCUUUGCCUGAAAGGCUUUUUAACUCAACUUUAUCAUUACAAAAAUAAAAAUGCUUCGGUGAAGCCUCUCUACCUCUCUAAUGUGCAUUGCCUUUGUUUAUUCUACUAUCUAUUAGUAACAAAAAUGUCGGUAACUGUACCCUCUAUCUUAUGUACCGCUCUCGGCUUGCGACCUCGGACGGUAUCCAAGACCUCGGGAACUGUUUUGACCAAUACGGACCUCUUUCUGCUUUUGAAGACGUUCAUGCAUACAAAAAUUCAAUGAUUAUAUCAACUAAUAUCUAUCUUGCAAUCAUCAUUAUCGAUAUCGAUUCCGGAAAAAAGGGCUGAAGACGAAUGCCUCAGUCUCGUACUCAGUCCACAAAAUAUUACCAGUAGCCUCUCAUUCAAGAAAAGAGAGGGCAUCAAAAGUCGAACUUGCGCAAUAGGUCCGAUGGUAGCUCGGCAUUUGAACGAGUUCUGUGUUAGUAUUCUCAUUACAGAAAAUAUACGAGGAGCUUUUUAAACUUUCGUGGGGUAAUAAGACAUGUAAGAACAGCAAAAGCUUCUUUCUACAUCAAAUAUUGAUCAAAAUCAGUUCAAACCCCAAUUGGGCUUGAUUUUGCAAAGUUUUUAGCGUCGGCUUUGUUUACACCAUGUUAAAUGAAAAGGUCACGGCGUAUGUAAAGUUAGAAUUGAAAGCUUAUCUGAUAUCGCGGAAUGGUUCAAAAGAAGUCUACCUGCUCACGUCCAUUGUUGAGUCAAAUUUUGCCAUACUUCAUUAUUGCACGAUUUUAACAUGUCCUUGGUUUUCCGAAUCGACAGAGAGAAAGGACUGCAUUCCCCCCUGUGCUGCAAAGGACUCCAUCUGUGUUAAGUCCUUCAAGUCUUACAUAUGUAAGUGUCCAUACGGAUUUAAUCCAUCGUUUGGUCAUAAAGGAGUUCUUCUUCAUUGUCAAGGUAUGACAAAGUUGCAUGUUUUAGUUUUUUGAUGCCAUCUAAAGAAGAAAAUAGAAACACUCUGACGUCUACUUUCAUUUAAAGUCAAAGAGAAAUACCCCUCCGGCUGCUGUUAAAAAAACAUAUCAUGGCGCCCUUGUGUUCUGUAUCUCCUCCCACUCUACCUCCCUCCCGAACUAUUCUUAACCAUAUCUUUUGUGUUAUAUUAAAUAUGCAAUCCAGUGACUUCGGUGUAUUGUAUAAUCUACCUCAAACCAAUUUCAGAUAUUAACGAGUGCGAAAAACCGACGUUAAACAAAUGUGGAAAAACAUCCACUUGUGUCAAUGAACCAGGUCAUUACAACUGCACCUGUAGGAAUGGAUUUGUCUUGGACAAAAGUGGCCAUAAACUUGAAUGUAAAGGUUAGUUUUCUGUACCUAUUGCAAAAUAAAUGAUAUAUAUAUAUAUCUUUCAGUCGGUUGAAUCGAGGUGUGAAAGUUAAAAUGCAUGUUCUAUGAUGUUUGUCUCGAAAGAACUGGGAUGGGCGUUGUUAAAAAAGGAUGAUCUUUCGUGCGUGAUACGAGCAAAGAACAAAACUUUCUUGGCGAAUUCACCUAUCAAAUCAUUGUUAUCGUUUCACAAAUAUUUCUUAUGAGUAAGAAAUUAAUUGGUCUCGUCAUAACCUGAAUUCUUGUUAUGGUCCAGCUACACCGGCGGACCUCCAUUGCUUGAAUGGCAUUUUAUCUUGGAGGAUCACUUACAAUCCCUCUGUUCAUACAUAUUUUUCUCUGAUACAAAUAUUGCGUCUGUCACCCUUGUAAGUUUAUAGCUUUUUAUUAUUUUUCUCUAGAUAUCGAUGAAUGCGCAGUGAAAAAAUCUUGCCACGUGGACGCCUCGUGUUUUAACAGCCCUGGUUCUUUUAAUUGCACGUGUUCCCAUGGAUUCGGUGGAGAUGGCUACAAGUCCUGCUUACGUAAGAAAGGCUGUCACUAUCUCUUUAUGAGGUUCAAAUGAAUGCAGUUAUUUAGCCCCUUAAGCGACCAUCGUGGCCGUUCGACAUCUCUACAACAGGUUCCGCCAUAGGAUGAUUUUUGUAAAUCUAAAACCGUUUCACCCCUCCCCCCCAUGAACAAUGAAAUUAAAUGGUAAUAAUUGUUCUGAAAAAGUUUUUUUCAAGCGAAUGGAAUUCGAAUGAAGCACGAUUUCUCUAUCAUACCAGAACUACCUCGCUGUUCCAAUGGCAAGUGCAAAGAGAAUUUAAUUUGUAAAAACUUCAAGGAUACUGACCUGUGUGAUUGCAAAGGAGGCUAUCAUUUCAACGGCAAGAUCUGUGUUGGUAGGACAUUGUCUUCAUCAUCAUUAUUGAGCAAAGAGAGUAGUUAUUAAACGAUACAAGCCUCUACCAUUUACCUUGCAUGGUCAUAAUACUUUAUAACACGUCGCGGUAAAGCUUAGUAACGAAAAUUCUCGGGAUAGACAGGGUUUUCCUUCGGAAGGUUGAGUUGGAAGUUAUUUUUUAUGAAAAUGUCAAUUUUUGUGUGUGUACUAUUUGCUCAAUCGUCACACGUAACUGUCGGUUAAAUGGCUCCAGCAGUUUACUUCUUCUCUCCGUUUAAAUCUUACUUCCAUCACAGUGAACAACCAAAACAAAAGUAAAAACGAGAAUAGGUUCUGUUUACAGCAGAACUUGACCUUAAAUAGCCUUGCGCUUGGUUCAGACUGAACAACUUCCCAUAGAGCAAUUCGGUUUCGAAUGUAGACAGAUUCAAAUCAAGAUUUGAGCGCCUAGUGAUUCAGCCACUAAGCUAGUUCCUGGCUAAGCUAAGUGGGAAGAACGGUUGAGCUCUUCCAAAUUGCAGAAGCUGUUCUUAAUUGUUCAGACAUCGUAUGUACUUAACUCCAAUUGUCAAGGCUGGCUUAUGAAUAGUUCCUGUCUCGUCCGUGAGUCAACUGAUAACUUAACCUCUUAUCUCCUCAUCUUCUAGACACAAAUGAAUGUCAAUUGGUCAAAAAUAUCUGCGGUCCAAACUCCGUUUGUUCAAACACUCGGGGAUCUUACCACUGCAACUGUGAAGUUGGCUUCAGGAGUAAAGAGGACAGUGGAAAAAACUGUUACGGUGACUUUUGGUUGAUGUGACCUUCUAAUAUAAAUGGGCAAGCUGCUAUGAGGGUUAAAAACAUUUCAAGAAUAUCUUUUAUCGUAAAAAUAAGCUUAGUCGGCCCGGAGGACGUCCGUAUGGCAAUUCACUGUGCUUGAGGUCUUGAAUACGGCUCGAAGCCGAAGGCCAGGGCGGUACCCAAGACAAAGGGUACAGUUUUUUCCCAUACAGACCGACCUAUACCGGUAAAUAACUUAGUUAUUUUUCUGCUGGUUUCCUUUUCCCGCUUUGCUGCGAAUGGCCAAUCAAAGCGCUCAACCCGGCUCUAUAAAUAAUUGACUCAUUACACUUAUGCUAUCUACUGACAUUUGUUAUCGUAGAAAUAAACGAAUGCGAGAAAAAAUACAUAUGUGGUCCUACAGCAGUGUGUGAGGACACCUAUGGAUCAUACAAAUGCAACUGCCCGGAUGGAUUUUUUUUCAAUAAAACAAACAAGAAAUGUGAAGGUGAGAAACAUUGCCCUUUUUUAAUCUUAAGAAUAAAUGACUUUUCUUCGACAUCCAUAUCGAUUUCAAAUAAAACGCGUGUUUAUGAGUUUAAGUAGAAUUUCAAAAUUUUGACCGUCAUAUCUCUCUCUACUUUCUCAGAUAACGAUGAGUGCACAAUUAGUCAUUCGUGUCAUUCCAAUAUGAUUUGUACAAAUACAUUUGGAUCCUACUCCUGCAGCUGUGACCAAGGAUAUCGCUCAGAAAAAUUAUAUUGUGCAGGUAAUGAUUAG